This is a messenger RNA of Fraxinus pennsylvanica, 2859 nucleotides long. Lineage: Eukaryota; Viridiplantae; Streptophyta; Magnoliopsida; Lamiales; Oleaceae. The record is from the annotation of a GenBank genome assembly.
AUGGACUCCUCUGAAUCUACCAUACCCUCCGAAGGGGACGCUACUGAAACUGUUCCCGUCCAAGAUUCACCUGUCUUCAGUUACAUUAGUAACCUUUCUCCCAUACAGCCUGUUAAGGAACCUGCAGUUUCUCAAGGUUUUACCGGACUUAAUUCUCCUCCCAUUGUAUUCACAUCACCAAGACUCAAUCCUCAGAGCCAGUCAAGUUUACUCAAAAGAUCACAAUUUCCUCUAUUAUUGAGUGCAAAGUUAUCUGGACAGGAUGGAGGCUGCAGGAUUAAUAUCGCUGCUGCCGAAAGAUCUGAAAAACUGGAUACCCAGCUGGGUGGUGGGUUAAAUACUUGCCUGGAGAAAGGUUUUGAUAGUAGCAGACCCGUGGAUGACCAAACUGAAAGUCCCAUAGGAUGUGCUGACCAGUUCCUGGCUGACGUCGUAUGCAUUGACUCUUUUAAUUCUAAUGUUUCAGCAGAUUCCAGUUUGAAAUACUCUUACGACAUUGAUCAGCCACCAGUUGAAGUAACCAACUCAAAGGAAUCUGCUGGGAAACUUGAAUACAAAAACGAUGCAAGAGGAAAUGAGGAGUACACAGCUGUUGCACCUUCUGCCAUGACAAAACAAACAGACAAGACACAUGAAAGGGAUGCAACAGUUGAUAGGCGGGCAAUAGAAAUAGAUAUGACGGCCGAAGAUGGUGAUCUACGAGUUGAUCAUUGUGAAAAGUUUGGAUCCAAUUUGUCAGAGAACCUCACUUUGACCAACAAGCAUCCGGAAAAUUUUAUGACCGAGAAUGCAGAAGCCAGGCAGAGAGGUCACGUGGAUGAUUCCUCUUAUUUGCUCUCAGAAUCUGUACAGAUUUAUGAAGGGAAUGAAAACUCUGUAAAAACCACUGGAGCCUUGGCAGAACCAGUUCAGAAAGAAGUGCAGAGUAAUCCCAUGGCUGCUCAACACAGUGGCUUGCCUGUACGUUGUCUCCAGUUUGAAGAUGCUCAGCAGAAAGUAAUAACAAAUAGGCAUGUAGAUAACCCUUUAGGUAUUGAGAAUAGUUCGAGACCACUUGCAUCUUCGGCAGAUAGAGAGGGCCCCAAAUCACCAUCCUUGGAGACACCACCAUCUUCCAUUAGUCAAGCUGGCAUGACCCAAUACAUGGUUUAUCCUAGAAAUAGAGGGAAUUAUAACAUAAAAGUUCCGAUGCCUUUAGGUAUUGGUUUGCACCUAAAUAGCAUUGUCAGUACCAUGCAAGUAGGAGCUGGAGAAACUAUAAUUGUGAGAUCAUCUGAAAAGGGUAAUUUUAGUAUACGGGACGAGCAACAAGUGACUCCUGUGAGCUCUCAUCUACCGGACAACUCUAAGGACUCUACAUUUUUAUCUGCGUCGGAGAGUGUUCUAGGAAGCGCUUAUGACAGUAGGCUUGACGAUCAUGCCUCGGUGGCAGCUAAUUCUGCUACUUCUUUGUCCACUUACGACGUGAAACCUUUGGACAACCCUGUGGUCUGUAAUCCAAUCAAAGAUCAAUCAACUCCAGUUAACAAGAGGAAGUACAACACUGGAAAUGCUGAUGAUGCUGAGGAGUUCAGCAAGUCAAGCCCCAAAAAGAAGAGGCAAAAAACAUUCGAGUCCAAUGAUGAUUACAGUUGCAAGCGUUGCAAUUGCAAGAAGUCUAAAUGCUUGAAGCUUUACUGUGAUUGCUUUGCUGCUGGAAUAUAUUGUGCGGAACCUUGUUCUUGCCAAGGAUGCUUUAACAGACCUGAAUAUGAGGAUACAGUUCUAGAGAUACGCCAACAAAUUGAAUCUCGCAAUCCUCUGGCAUUUGCUCCAAAGAUUUUACAGAACUUCAAUGAACCACCUUCAAGCAUUUGUGGGGAAGACGAGAUUCAGUUUUCGAAGUCCACUGGAAGGCACAAAAGAGGGUGCAAUUGCAAGAAGUCGAUGUGCCUCAAAAAGUACUGUGAGUGCUAUCAGGCAAAAGUUGGUUGUUCUGAUGGGUGCCGAUGCGAAGGAUGUAAAAAUGUCCAUGGCCAAAAGGGAGAAUAUGGCAUGAAUAAGGAUGUGGGCAUGCAAGGAACUGAUGAAACAACAGAUGGCUGCUUUGUUAAAAAACUUGAAAUUGUGGGGUCUGGAAAUGUUUUACAUAAUACUGAGCUAUGCAAUCCUCAUAAUUUGACGCCAGUGACACCGUCAUUCCAAUACUCGGACCAGGGAAAGGGUAUAUCAAAAGCCUGGUUCCCUUAUGGAAAAUACUUCCACUCACCAGAAUCUGGUUCCACCUUCGGGGCACCAUGCAUCAGGUUCCCGAGGUCUCCUAGAAAUUCAGAUGAUCCUGAUAUGAUCUCAGAAACUUCUAAAGAACUAGAUCUAGUUUCUUUUGAUCAUGAACUAGAAUACCACAAAGCAGGAGCAGUAAAUGAUUUCUCAUCCGGGUACCAUGGACAUGGCAAUAUGGAGCUUCUUGCCGUUCCACCAAAUGCAGAAGAAUGGGAAAAUAAUUUUAAAGUUCAACCAAGUGGACAUUUUUCUUCGGCAAGUUCCCUUCGUUGGCGUGGUUCACCUAUCACCCCUAUGGCUCAGUUUAGCGGGAGUAAAUUUCCACAAGCCUUUGACUUUUAUGAUGAUUUACACAAUGUCAUGGAAGAUGACACACCAGAGAUACUGAAAGACACUCCUUGCCCACUCAAUGCUGUGAAAGUAAGGUCUCCAAAUAAGAAGCGAGUUUCUCCCCCUCAUGGUCAUACGUGCAAGCUGGGUUCAAGCUCAUCAGCAGGCUGGACAGGAGAAGACAUAAUCCGCAGAGUAGUAGUAGCAGCACACGACAUAAAUAAUAUGAGAUGUCGCUAUCAGAAAUCGAAGUUGCAAUGGUUUUGA